This is a messenger RNA of Dissoconium aciculare CBS 342.82, 937 nucleotides long. RefSeq lists its product as uncharacterized. The transcript has a single exon. The record is from RefSeq and is a predicted model, not a curated record. Bases 53 to 532 code for a protein of 159 amino acids. NCBI's taxonomy places the organism in Eukaryota, Fungi, Ascomycota, Dothideomycetes, Mycosphaerellales, Dissoconiaceae.
UGACAUGUUUACAAUAGCUGCAGGUAUAACAGCUUAUCCCUGAGAGAUUCAUAUGUUUUCAUUGGUCAAAGCCCCGGAUCGACGACGCUACACCGUCAACGAUGUAUUUGUUCACACGGACAACAACGCCAUGGAUCAAUCGGAUUUGUUACAAUCCUCGACGACAAUGGUAAGAAUGCAGCACAGUCGCGAAUGUCUAUUUGUGUGGGUGGUGGCUGACCUUGUCUUCAAUGGGUUUGGCAAGUUUCUCAACGCUCCGAAAGCUCCCGUGCGUUCGCCCGUCGCUGGAAAGGCCUGGACGAGAGCGCAAGUGGGCGGCGGCCGCGUGUGCAUGCAACGCGUGCUCUCGCCCAAGCUUUUCCGCUGUUCCAAUUCACGAUCGGCGGGCGGGGAGGACGGCGCGACCAUGUCGGUGCAAGUCCGACCCAGCACGAAUUCAGAGUUUCUCUGCGCAUGUGCCGAUAGUCUCAGUUGGAUUUUGUUGUCGAAAGGGGGGACGCCAAUGCAUGCAAUGCCGUGGUGUUGCCUAUGAAUUGUUACGACUAGUGGUGCCGUAAGGCAAAAGAGUGGAUCAUUGGAAGCAGGCUGAAAGGACUACCGUUCUGAUUUGCAGCCGAGAACGGUGAGGCUCUUCGGGCAGCAGAAGUGGGAAUACCUCAGGCGACAACGACUGCGAACUCGCUGUGGCGGAUCGAUUAGGAUAUGUGGAAGCUUGUGAUUUGUCUGGCAAAGGCGGUCAAAACCAUCGAGUAUCGGCGAUGACGGAAGCGGUGGAAGUACUCGACGUGUGUGAUAUUCGAUGGAGUCCAUGGGUGCGCAAUCGAGAGUACAGGCCUGUGCAGGAGUAGUGACGAGACGGCCUACGGCCACUCUUUGUGCGGCACCGCCGGAGCACAUCACAUCACACCUUUGUGCUGGGAACCUCCCCUCGUCAGAU